Molecule: messenger RNA, 2360 nt
Organism: Morus notabilis
Lineage: Eukaryota; Viridiplantae; Streptophyta; Magnoliopsida; Rosales; Moraceae
Product: AP2-like ethylene-responsive transcription factor ANT
Exons: 9
Coding region: 172-2190 (672 amino acids)
Biological process (GO): regulation of DNA-templated transcription
Molecular function (GO): DNA-binding transcription factor activity; DNA binding
Source: RefSeq, a predicted model, not a curated record
CCCAGUUUCAAAAUUAGAAGAAAAAAGCAAAAAACCAAAAAGAAAAAAAAAAUUGUUGGUAUAAUUAGAAGUGUUGUAUUUGUUUCCCAAUGAUUGAGUGUUGAAGAGAAACUUGCCAAGAAUCUCUUCUGAAGUUGUGGAAAGGAAAAAAAAAAAAAAAAAAAAAAGGAGAUGAAGUCCAUGAACAAUGAUGAAAACAACAACAAUAGUAAUAAUAACUGGUUGGGUUUCUCCCUCUCCCCUAAUAUGAAAAUGGAGGUCCCUUCUUCUGACCCUCAUCACCAACACCACCAAACACUUCAUAAAUCCUCUUCUUCUUCUUCUUCAACUUCUUCUACAACUGUUUCCUCUUCAAUACCAUCAAAAAACUUUUUCCAUUCCACAGCAGUACCACUCCCACCACAGCAUAACUAUGGCCUUUACUAUGGAGUUGAUCAAGGAGAAAAUGGUGGCUUCUAUUCUCCUCUUUCUGUUAUGCCACUUAAGUCUGAUGGGUCUCUUUGUAUAAUGGAAGCUUUUUCCAGGUCCCAGCCUCAAGCAAUGGCGACAAGUUCAACACCAAAACUAGAAUACUUCUUUGGGACCCAUCACUAUGAAAGCAAUGACAGAGAAGUAAUGGCUCUGAGCUUGGACAGCAUGUUCUACAACCACCAUGACCCAAACACAAACCAAAACUUGCUCAACCAAGAUCAUUACCAUCAUCAAAAUCCACAACAACAACAGCAGCAACAACAUCAACAACAACAACAACAUCAACAACAGCAACAGCAACAGCAACAGCAACAGCAACAGCAACAUUAUUCUUAUAAUUACUUAGACACCCAGAUUCCAGCAAUGGCAAAUGAUGGGGUCCACCAUGAAAACAUGAAGAGCAACUGGGUCUCGAGGAACUAUUGCAUGGCUGAAAAUGGUGGUGAAUCUGGGGCUAGUAACAAUAGUAAUAUAUGUGGAACGGGUUAUGGGGAUUUUCAGUCAUUGAGCUUGUCGAUGAGUCCUGGCUCUCAAUCAAGCUGUGUCACCGCGGCCUCACAGCAGAUAUCACCAAGUGCUGCUGUGACUGAUCGUUGUGCAGUGGCCAUGGAUACCAAGAAAAGAGGUCCUGAAAAGGUGGAUCAAAAGCAAAUCGUUCAUAGGAAGUCCAUUGAUACGUUUGGCCAGAGAACUUCCCAGUACCGAGGUGUUACAAGGCACAGGUGGACUGGUAGAUAUGAAGCCCAUUUAUGGGACAACAGUUGCAAGAAAGAAGGCCAAAGUAGGAAAGGAAGACAAGUUUAUCUUGGAGGGUAUGAUAUGGAAGAAAAAGCAGCAAGAGCUUAUGAUUUAGCAGCACUCAAGUAUUGGGGACCCUCUACUCAUAUCAACUUCCCAUUGGAAAAUUAUCAGAAGGAACUUGAAGAAAUGAAGAACAUGACCAGACAGGAAUAUGUUGCUCAUUUAAGAAGGAAAAGCAGUGGAUUCUCGAGGGGGGCUUCAAUAUACAGAGGAGUAACAAGGCAUCAUCAGCAUGGACGAUGGCAGGCUCGGAUUGGCAGAGUUGCUGGAAACAAAGAUCUUUAUCUUGGGACAUUCAGCACUCAAGAGGAAGCUGCCGAAGCAUAUGACAUAGCAGCCAUAAAGUUCCGCGGGUUAAAUGCCGUAACCAACUUUGACAUAACAAGAUAUGAUGUCGAGCGGAUCAUGGCAAGCAAUACCCUUCUUGCAGGAGAUCUUGCUCGGCGAACCAAGGAGGCAGGAUCACCAGGUAGUGAGGCUGCAAAUCACAACUCUGCUACUAAUAGUGUCAGUGAUGAAAUCACAAUGUCAAAGGACAAUGAGAGCGAAUCGGAUUGGAAAAUGUCACUCUACCACUCGUCUCAGCUACUUGAUCAGAAGCCUCUUAGUAUUGACACUUACAAAACCGAAUCUUUCUCAGUUGCCCCACUGAGUAUGAUUCACCAAGAGGUGGAAGAUUCGGCUAAAAUGGGGACUCACUUGUCCAAUGCUUCGUCGUUGGUGACUAGUUUAAGCAGCUCAAGGGAAGGCAGCCCAGAUAAGAGCAGCCAUCCCACGCUUUUCGGAAUGCCUCCGUCAGUUUCCAAGUUCUUUACUAGUCCAACAAAUGCUGUGAAUUCUUGGAUCCCUACGAACCAACAGAGGCCUGCGAUUUCUAUGCCUCACAUGCCUAUUUUCGCUGCUUGGACCGACACCUAGACUUGUAAUCUUGCUAAUCCACAACAGGGUUUUCUUUUGGAUGAACAAAACUUAAAAGUUCCAUUGUGGGAUCAAUGGUUGUUGUAGGUGGGACCUGUUGGUGAAAAAUAGUUUAACUGUUCAAGAGCUUCAAAAUUUUCAAGUUUUCCUUUUAGCCUAAUCUUGUCAAG